Cylicostephanus goldi is the source of this 549-nucleotide messenger RNA. NCBI's taxonomy places the organism in Eukaryota, Metazoa, Nematoda, Chromadorea, Rhabditida, Strongylidae. The record is from the annotation of a GenBank genome assembly.
UUCACAGACGCUGGAUUCCAGCAUGUAGACCUAUUCUUCAUUGACGGAAGCACGCCAUCCGAAGAUAUUGUUGAAAAAUUUAUUCGUGUCGUUGACAACUCUAAAGGAGCAGUUGCAGUGCAUUGCAAAGCUGGACUCGGCAGAACCGGAACAUUGAUUGCCUGCUGGAUGAUGAAGGAAUUCGGCUUGAAUGCUGCGGAAUGUAUGGCAUGGUUACGGAUAUGUCGGCCGGGGAGUGUGAUAGGUCCACAGCAGGAAUAUCUAGUGUCAAUGCAGAAGUUUUGCUGGUCCAUGUCACAGAACAACGUUGUGCAGAAAGCGCGCCGCAGUGGACAGGAAGUGGGAUCAGAAAAGAAGUCUUUCGGAAAGCUUGUCUCAAAGGUCGACGAAAUUCGGCUCACACAUGCUGUACAAAAUGGAAUAGACGGGCAAAAUAUGUCACCUCGACCUCGCCCAAAUAUUCUUCCACUUCGGGGCAGAUCAAGAAAGUCAUUGGAUACUAAUGGAAACACGACAACAUCUCCCCGUACUCCCGAGGUGUGUGCAUGA